ACGGCGCAUUAUAUUUCACCGGGUCCGCACUUUCUGCGUUGCGGAACCGCAUUCCGAUUUUUGAAAUAUCCGUGUUAGUCGUGCAUAUUUUCGGCCCAACGAAAUGAUGGAACUAGCUGGAGCCCUACGGGGCAUGCUGCAAGUUAAACCGGUCAAUUCGACAGACUUCGUGUGGCGUCUGCAUUCGCGUGGAACCGUCUUUCUGCUGUUGAUUGCGUCGCUCCUGCUGUCGAUGCGCCAAUACUUCGGCAGCCCGAUCGACUGUGUUACCGGCCCGGGGGAUUUGUCCGCUUCGACGAUGAACGAGUUCUGCUGGAUCAUGGGAACCUACAUCAGCAAGGACCCCAACUUUGUGCUGGAGGGUACGGAUUUGGUGAAAAUUGGCGCCAAAUUGGGCCACAUUCCGGAGCACGAACGGUCGUACCAGAAGUACUACCAGUGGGUCGUGUUUAUACUGGCGUUUCAGGCCUGUCUAUUCAGCGUGCCCAACAUCCUGUGGAAGAUCUGGGAAGGCCGACGACUGGAGUCCCUGUGCGAAGGGCUAACGACACCGAUUGUGCCGGACAAAGUGAGAAUCUCGAACAAGAAGAAACUGACCCGUUACUUUGCGCGCGAAUGCGACCAUUCGUUCCGGAAGUAUGUGCAGCGCUACUGCUUCUGCAUGGUGCUGAACUUUGUCAACGUGCUGCUCUGCAUCCUCUUCAUGAACAUGAUCUUUUCUGGCUUCUGGAUGAACUACAGUCCAGCCGUGACGGCACUGCUGUCGUUCGAUUUGCCCUCUUGGAACCAUUACAACUCGCAGAUGUUUCCAAAGCUGGCCAAGUGCGACUUCCACUUUGUGGGCCCGAGCGGCUCGAAGCAGAACCGCGACGCACUCUGUCUGCUGGCAUUGAACGUGGUUAACGAGAAGAUUUUCGCGUUCCUGUGGGUCUGGUUCAUUUUGCUGGCCAUCGUAUCGAUCAUCAAUCUGGUGUACUGGGGCCUGUUGCUGUGCAGUGGUGGUAUGCGCGAGAGGCUGCUUUACUCGACCGUGCAGCCGAUACACAUGCCCCAUGUUCGCCGCGCCCUGCACGGGCAAGGCAUCGGCAAGUGGUAUCUACUGUAUCAGGUGUGCUGCAACCUAAAUCCACUCAUGGGCCGCGAAAUCAUCAUCGCAGUCGCGAAGAUGAACACCCGUGAUGAUCCUGAGCACACGUACCAGAAGCCGAAAGUAUCAGAGGCCGAUUUUUUCCCCGACGAUCUGGAUGACAUCGAUGAAGACCUGGAUGUGUGAAGCGGAGGCAUCCAUCGGAUAGCAUUUUUAUGAAACACAUUUUCCUCUUUCUCUCUCUUUCAAAAUAUUGUCGAUAGAAUGUAACUAACAUCCGCGUUGAGCCAUAGGUUCAUGCGUGAUAUUUAUGAUAAGCAACGGUAAGAUUUAUCUUAUCUUCACAAGUGCCUCCCUACGCGGACGAGAACGAGGUUGAACAUCGUUCCCCACGCGGCUGGUCGGUUGCCAUACGGGCGCAGGACUCCAGCAAGAACCAACCGCAUCCGUGAACGGUAAAAUCUGAAAAAUACUCAAAAGAACUACUAGGCGCACAGCUCGCCAGUUGAAUUAAACGCAUCGACGAACGACAGCGUGAACACAAUACAGGGAUCUAGUGAUCUUUGGAGAAACAUUCCUUUCUAUUGCACAUUUGUGCGUCGAUUUUCCCAUCACAUUACUUUUUUUUUCCAAUGAAGCUAAUGUUAAAUGCAUGUGCCACAAGGGACGUUACACGAAAAUAUACCUUACCAUUUUGGU
Anopheles bellator is the source of this 1786-nucleotide messenger RNA. RefSeq names its product innexin inx2-like. NCBI's taxonomy places the organism in Eukaryota, Metazoa, Arthropoda, Insecta, Diptera, Culicidae. Gene Ontology annotation, biological process: phototransduction. Gene Ontology annotation, cellular component: gap junction; plasma membrane. The coding region runs from base 104 to 1273 and encodes 389 amino acids. Gene Ontology annotation, molecular function: gap junction channel activity. The transcript has 3 exons. The record is from RefSeq and is a predicted model, not a curated record.